AUGUUGAUAAAUAUUCUGCCAUUAAUAGCCGUUUGUCAAAGAAAUGUGAAGAAUCCAAGACCCGACGCCGCUGCUUCAUACAUGAACAACGUAGGCAAACAAUACGAGUACCCCAUGUACUUAUCAGAAGUACCCGAAAAAGAACUGUUCGAUAUUAUAAACAUCAACGUAUGUGCCGUAACUAUGAUGUGUCGUACGUUUAUCGAAGAUAUGAAAACAAGAGGUCGAGGAGCUAUAGUGAAUGUGUCUUCUGGAUCUGAACUGCAACCAUUGCCAUUAAUGACGGUAUACGCAGCAACCAAAGCAUACAUUAAAAGCUUCACAGCAGCUCUAAGAUAUGAAUAUAGUCAAUCGGGUAUUACGAUCCAACACUUAGCACCAUUUUUUGUUGACACUAAAAUGAACGCGUUUAGCAAGAAACUCCAGAGGAAUAACUUUUUUAUACCUGAUGCGGAAGAAUACGCCAGGUAUGCUGUAAUGACGUUAGGAAAAAUGGACGAGUCGUCUGGAUAUUGGACACAUGGAAUACAGGAAGGUGGAAAACAGGAAGGACAAGGAGGACAAGCCGCUGGUUUACAUGGUCUUGAGCAUGGUGGCAAAGCUGGAGGUGGACAUGGCGGACAUGCUGGAGGUUUACAAGGUCUUGCGCAUGGUGGUAAAGCAGGAGGUGGACAAGGUGAACAGGCUGGUGGUUUACAAGGUCUUGCGCAUGGUGGUAAAGCAGGAGGUGGACAAGGAGAACAAGCAGGUGGCUUGCAUGGUUUAGCACACGGUGGUAAAGCCGCAGGAGGACAAGGAGGACAUGAUGGAGGCUUACAUGGUCGUGCACAAGGUGGUAGUGCAGGUGGAGGACAAGGAGCACAACAUGGUGGUUUACACGGUUUUGCACAAGGAGGUAAUGCAGGGGGCGGACAUGGGGGGCAACAUGGCGGUUUACAUGGAUUCGCACACGGCGGUAAAGCAGGGGGAGGACAUGGAGGGCAACAUGGAGGUUUACAUGGGUUUGCACAUGGUGGUAGAGCAGGUGGAGGACAUGGUGGGCAUGCUGGAGGUUUACAUGGUUUUGCACAUGGUGGUAAUGCUGAAGGAGGACAAGGGGGGCAACAUGGUGGUUUACAUGGUCUUGCACACGGUGGUAAUGCUGGAGGUGGACAUGGAACACAACAUGGUAAUGGACAAGGCAUUGGUCCUAUAACUUCUAAAGGUACUCCUGCACAUGAACAACAUAUAGGUGAAACAGGGGUUGUGCAUGAAACAAUAUAG
This is a messenger RNA of Psylliodes chrysocephalus, 1263 nucleotides long. The record is from the annotation of a GenBank genome assembly. NCBI's taxonomy places the organism in Eukaryota, Metazoa, Arthropoda, Insecta, Coleoptera, Chrysomelidae.